Molecule: messenger RNA, 1362 nt
Organism: Penicillium bovifimosum
Lineage: Eukaryota; Fungi; Ascomycota; Eurotiomycetes; Eurotiales; Aspergillaceae
Exons: 1
Coding region: 1-1362 (453 amino acids)
Source: RefSeq, a predicted model, not a curated record
AUGAACAAGGUUCUUCGAGAGGGUGGCAUUAACACCGGACCUAUCACUAGGCCGGUACCCCCCCAAUUUGUUGCCCUUCUUCAGCACGAGGAUCUAGAGGUAAUGCCGGGAUACAGCAAAGUCUACUUGCUGAAAACCGACAUCAACCCACGGUCUGAGGCGUACCCAGUAAGCCUCAGACUCAAAAGAGGAGGUAGAGUGACCACCGUGGAGGAGGAAGAGCCCCAGCACCAUAGAAUCGAAGAUGGAACCCUUCGACGAGACCAUGAGGAAAUACCAGUGAAAGCUGAGAUCCCCCGGGCAAUGCCGAUACCCCCCCGACCGAGUGAGACCACAUCUCCAACCGGAGACCAUGACCCAUCCGGUACCCUCCCUCCAGGGCGACUCAUGUUGAACACGUGCUUCCAUCUGGGGAUUGCCCCAGGACAAUUCCAUGCUGUGUUCCCGAUGAUUCUCACCGGAAACGAGGAGGAAUUUUACCUCCACAACAUAGACCGGCGGGAUGACUUCAGGACCCAGUACAUGAAGCUGAAGUCGCAUUUCGAUACUACUGUUAACCACGAGCAUUAUUUCACGGAGUGGACGACGAUUAGUUUCAUGAAAGUCCGAGAGGAGAACCCAGAGAAGAGUCUCCAUGAGGUGCUGCAGAUUCUGCUGGACAAGAUGCGCCGAUGUCAAAGAGCUCUUGGUCCUGAUUACGAAGGAGAGCACCAACUGCACACCUCGGUAAUCAAAGCAUGUCGAGGAGUUUCAGAGCUCGAACACGCGCUCUACAAGCCUGCCAAGACCUGUGAACAGUUGUUUUCCGACCUUCGAUCAUCAAUCGAGACAUCGUUAGUUCGCAAGCAAUCAGCGAAUUACAUGGUCGACGGCAACAGCCAAUUCUACUUAGACCGGAAGUACAAGAAAAAUGGCAACAGCUCACGAGGAGCAUUUCAGGGACAUCGCGGAACCGGCUCGCGUUACAGGGAUGAGCAUCCGGGCCAAAGAAGAGGAUGGAGGAAGAAAUGCUUCGUCUGCCAAAAGGAAGGAUGCAGGUCAACAAGGCAUUCUCCCGAGGAAAGAAGGAAUGCGAAAUCUCAGUUCCUGAUGCAUGCCGAGUUCACCGGAUCAACCGGUGACAGCUUCACGGCAUACCUGACCGAAUUCGAGGGACAUGAGUCUGAUGAUGACCCAGUGUCCGACUAUGAUGACGAAGACAAUGAGAAUCAGGUCCUCGCGUCCGUACACCUGACAAAUCGUGCAUUCAUCCACAGGAUGACCGGGGAGGAUGCAUUCACUGAGACUGCAUCGCAACCAGCAAGCCAGUUUAUGCGGAUCAGGCUCCAACAUAAAAUUGUCAACGGCCCAGAAUCAGUCUGA